Messenger RNA from Rhinocladiella mackenziei CBS 650.93, 459 nucleotides. RefSeq lists its product as uncharacterized. Gene Ontology annotation, biological process: mitochondrion organization. Gene Ontology annotation, cellular component: mitochondrion; nucleus. The record is from RefSeq and is a predicted model, not a curated record. Bases 1 to 459 code for a protein of 152 amino acids. The transcript has 2 exons. Lineage: Eukaryota; Fungi; Ascomycota; Eurotiomycetes; Chaetothyriales; Herpotrichiellaceae.
AUGCCUCGUUCACGUGGAGGUGCCCCUGCCCGGUCUGUACCGUCGAGACCGGCAGCUCCCGCACCAACUCCUCGGCCUGUCGCGCCACAGCAACAACAGCGACCGAUGUCGACUGCACCCACUCAACAGGCUCAUCCACCUGCGCAAGUUUCCCAAGGCCCAGGAUUGUUUGGUCAGAUGGCCAGCACCGCUGCUGGUGUUGCUGUCGGAUCGUCCAUCGGCCAUGCUAUCGGUGGCUUGUUCAGUGGAGGAUCUUCCUCUGUGCCAGUUGAACAGCAACAACAACCCAAUGCCCUCUACAAUAACCAAUCCUCUUCGGCGGCCGAAGCAUCGGGACCUUGUGCCACCGACAUCAAGAACUUCACCGACUGCAUGAACCAGAACCAGGGUAACAUGACAAUCUGUGGAUGGUACAUGGAGCAGCUGAAGGCUUGCCAACAGGCAGCCCGACAGUACUAA